AUGGGCCUCCCCGAGUCGGAAUCUCCGAGGGGUGGAAGAGGGAACCCCUACCCUCGCAGAGUGGAGAUCAAGAACAAGAUCAUCACGGAAUUCGCCGGAUCAUUCAAAUCGUUGGUCUGCUCGCCUGGUCAGAGCGGGGCCAAGAGCCCCGGCGACGGUCCCAGCCCGGGGAGCGCAUCCGAAUCAUCGUCCCGGCGAGGAAACUCGCCGAGAUAA
Molecule: messenger RNA, 216 nt
Organism: Spirodela intermedia
Lineage: Eukaryota; Viridiplantae; Streptophyta; Magnoliopsida; Alismatales; Araceae
Source: the annotation of a GenBank genome assembly